Juglans regia (Persian walnut) is the source of this 1660-nucleotide messenger RNA. RefSeq names its product PAP-specific phosphatase HAL2-like. Bases 80 to 1435 code for a protein of 451 amino acids. The record is from RefSeq and is a predicted model, not a curated record. NCBI's taxonomy places the organism in Eukaryota, Viridiplantae, Streptophyta, Magnoliopsida, Fagales, Juglandaceae. The transcript is spliced from 3 exons. Gene Ontology annotation, biological process: sulfate assimilation; phosphatidylinositol phosphate biosynthetic process. Gene Ontology annotation, molecular function: 3'(2'),5'-bisphosphate nucleotidase activity.
GAAUGAGUGUGGCUUUUGUGUGCGCGUGUGAGAGAGAGAGAGAGGGUGAGGGAGAGGGAGAGGGAGAUCUUCAUUGAUUAUGCCUAUAAAUUGUUGGAGGCUGACUGCGGGAGUUCCAUAUGUCUCGGGAAACGGAAGAGUAAUCCACAGGUUCACAUCCAACCAUGUAGGAAGUGUGCUCUUCUCCCACCACCAGAACUCAGCAAAACACAUUUUCUCUGUACCCAAGUUCAAUCAGAGUUAUUCUUCUUCAAUAAUAGAGGAGCAGAAAAAUCUGGGCGUUGCAUCUGCCGAGCCAGAAAUUUUUUACAAGGAACUGGAUGUUGCUGUCAGAGCUGUACAAAUGGCAUGUUCUCUUUGCCAGAGAGUGCAAGACAGUUUGAUUUCCAAAAGCAAAGAUCAGGUCCACUCCAAGGAUGACAGUUCUCCUGUCACUAUUGCAGAUUGGAGUGUCCAAGCAGCUAUCAGCUGGUUACUCUCCGAGUCUUUUGGGAGAAAAAAUGUGUCCAUUGUUGCUGAAGAAGAUGUUAAAAAACUCUCCAAGGCUGAUGCAUCUGGACUUUUAGCAGCUGUAGUGAACACUGUGAAUGAAUGUCUAGCUGAAGCGCCUCGAUUUGGAUUUCAAGGUCCAGAUAUGGCUCUUGGGACCUCAGACGUGCUUGAAGCUAUCAGUCAUUGCAACUCAUCUGGGGGUCCUACCGGAAGAUUUUGGACACUUGACCCUGUUGAUGGAACCCUGGGGUUUGUGCGUGGGGAUCAAUAUGCUAUAGCUCUAGCCCUGAUAGAGGAUGGAGAAGUUGUGCUUGGAGUUCUUGGGUGUCCGAAUUACCCAAUGAGAAAGGAAUGGCUAAGUUAUCAUCACCGAUGUCAUAGAAUUAAAACUAGGUUGACUCCACCAACAUCUGAUUCUUGGCACCAAGGUUUAGUGACUUAUGCUCUGAAGGGCAGUGGCAGGGCUUGGAUGCAACCACUGCUUCAUGCUAAUAAGAAGUUUGUGUGGCCAAACUCUGCAAGGCCAGUUUGCGUUUCUUCCAUUGAUGAUCCAGCAUUAGCAACAUUUUGUGAACCAGUGGAGAAAGCAAAUUCAAGCCACUCCUUCACAGCAGGACUAGCUCACACCAUGGGGCUUAGGAAGCAACCACUUCGAGUAUACAGUAUGGUCAAGUAUGCUGCUAUAGCUCGUGGGGAUGCUGAGAUUUUUAUGAAGUUUGCAAGGGCUGGCUACAAGGAGAAAAUAUGGGAUCAUGCUGCAGGAGUUGUUAUCAUACAAGAGGCGGGUGGUGUGGUAACAGAUGCCGGAGGACACCCACUUGACUUUUCAAAGGGAAUCUACCUAGAAUGUCUUGAUCGAGGUGUAAUUGCAUCUGCUGGAGCCAAACUACAUGACAAGAUCAUCAGAGCUGUUGAUGCUAGCUGGGACUCCUCUAGUCUUUAAGAUUUUUGCCAUUUAGCAUCGAUGGGAGAACACAGAAUACUACAUGAUUUGACAGGGUCAGGAAAAUUUGUAACCUUCAUUUUCUUUAAGGAAAAUGAUUUAUGGAAAAUGAUUCACACAACAUUUUUCACAAUACUUUAUACAAUUAUAUUUUAAAUGAGGGGUAUUUUUGUAAAACAUUUUAUAAAAGUUACAUUACUUUAUAAAAAUAUUCUUAUCUUACAA